CCCUUUUGUCUUCUUUCAAACAGUGAGUUCUUAUUUUGCCUCUCUUUCAAAUUCAAAAAAGUUUUAGUCAGUGACACUGAAAGUAGCUUAGCUAUCUUCGUCAUGGGAUGUGUAUCUUCCAAUCUGCUAAACAAUGAAGACGAGUUAACUCAACUAGGCAGCUCAGCACUUAGUCACCACAUUGUGUCGCUCACAUCCACCACCUAUGGCCUCCUCAAUCUCGAUCCACCAACACCUCAGUCCUCUGCCACUGCCACUACUCCACCUCCACCCGCUCGUUUCACUCUUGGUUCAAUCUUUCCUAGUCCACUCUGCGAACCCAAGUCACUUUGGUCUGAGCCAAGAUCUCUCCCUGAAACCAUCAAUUCUUGGGAGCUCAUGUCUGGUCUUGACACUGAUAGCUUCCGUUUUUCUCCCAUUAUUAAGAAAGACCUUGCUUAUUUACCUAAUAAAGAAAACUCCAACCCAAAUUUCCUGAAACCCUUUAAAGAUAGUUCCUUUGCCAACACUCCUCCUCCUCCUCCUCCUCCCUUAAAAGAGAAUGCACACUCACUCGAAAGAUUUGAGAAACUGUGCCCCCCAAAUGGAGAUGACAAAGUUGUGAUUUAUACUACAUCUUUGAGAGGGAUAAGAGAGACUUUUGAUGCUUGCAGUGUUGUUCGCGCAGCCAUUGGAGGAUUUGGGGUUUUAAUUUGUGAGAGAGAUGUGUCGAUGGAUCGCGGGUUCAGAGAGGAGUUAAGGGAGUUAAUGAGAGGGAAAGAGCCAAAGGCAACAUUGCCGCCAAGGGUGUUCAUCAAGGGAAGGUAUAUAGGUAGUGUAGAGGAGGUGAUGAGGAUAGCAGAGGAGGGUUUGAUGGGAGAGCUGCUACAGGGGUUGCCAAAGAAGAGAGCAGGAGACAUGUGUGAUGGGUGCGGAGAUGUCAGAUUCUUGCCUUGUUUUUCUUGCAAUGGAAGCUCAAAAUUGGUGAUGCUUGUUAAGGACGAGGAGGAAGAGAAAGAGCCCGGGCUAAAGCAAAGGAGGACAGUAGUGGUCAGAUGUCCUGAUUGCAAUGAGAAUGGGUUGGUGCUUUGUCCCAUUUGUGCUUGAACUUGCAAACUAGAGUUGGGGCUAUAAAUUGCAAAAAACAGUUCCUUUGUGUCAUCAUAAAGUAAGUUAUCUCAACUUACUCUGUUUCUGUUCUGAAUUUUGAUCAAUCUAUUACAAUGCGGUCAAUUAAUUUUGGCUCCAUUUUGUAGUACAUGUCUUUUGCAAACACCCCAAGAAUAAAUAAAUUUAGGGUGGAAUGUCAGAGGAUAAUUAGAUUUCCGUUAGGAAGUCGAAUUCCUAGGGAGCAAAUUCAUUGACAAUGAGUUCACUUCUCUGUGUGGAUGAUGCAUAAACUUGUAAAAAUAAGUGAAUUUUUAUUUAGUCAAUCCAAAGCGAUGCUUAUCCUGGCAUUAGGGCUAAAAUGAGGCUGAUUCUACUGCAGAUAAUAUUUUGAGCACUAAGAGCAAAGCACCCUGGUUUUGAAAGUCCGUUCUUGUUCUUUUAAGAAACUUGCGUAGUAUAUUUGGUUGGACAUGUCUAGUAGUAAUACAAGAAAGUAAUUAUGCCUAACUAAAACUUAAAUAACAUCUGUGUUAGUUUCUAAGAUUUUCUUGAGGCGUGAUGUUUGCUGUUCCCUACCAUCAUCACGAUGCCCAUGUGCAAGCUAUUUCUGUUUCUGUAUAUGUUCCUUUAAAAGGUAACUUUCAGCCCAAAUAAGUGUUCUGCAUAUUGUUGUUGAUGCGAUGGUCCCUUGUAUUGCUUGUAUACGUCCAUUACAAAAAUAAAGAUGCCUCAAGAAAGGAUAUGCAGUACGAGAAAACAGACAACAAGAAACUGUAUGUAUGUUGCUGUAACAUUUGUUGGUAGCCUUUAGUUUGUUUUUGGAAGUUUUGUCCAGCAAGUUGAUUUAGCAUCAUUUUCUUCCAGAAUUUUAAUUACAAGGCAGGAGUAAGAGUUUCAUUUGUCAUUUUCUUUUAACACCCGAAUCUGGGACAUGAAGUCUCAGUGAUAACAACGAGCUUAAAGCCUUAGCCAACACAACCAGUAUUCUUGAUCCUCUAAUCAUUAAACAUCCUUCCUAGGAUGAUUUACCAUUGAA
Messenger RNA from Ricinus communis (castor bean), 2125 nucleotides. RefSeq lists its product as uncharacterized. The transcript has a single exon. The coding region runs from base 103 to 1086 and encodes 327 amino acids. The record is from RefSeq and is a predicted model, not a curated record. NCBI's taxonomy places the organism in Eukaryota, Viridiplantae, Streptophyta, Magnoliopsida, Malpighiales, Euphorbiaceae.